AUGGUCGGGGUAAAAGUAAUCGGGAAUGAUUCAGAAUUCCAACCUGAGCUAGCAGCCGCCGGCUCAAGGCUUGCGGUAGUGAAGUUCACAAUGGCAGGGUAAGGUUCAACAUAUAUUCCCAGGCCUUAUGUACCGGUUAGCUAGCUAGAUGGGAUCUAAACUGAAAUGGGUUAUCCAAUUUCAUUGGCAAAUGUAUAGUUACCUAGUAGGUCAAUUGGUGUCUGAUUUCACAGUGUAUCGGUUGUUGAAUCCUUUCAAACAAGCUACUUAAAUGCGGGAGAAAAUAACUCUGACAACUCCACGCUGUUGUUAGCUACGCGAACGUUGGCUAACUAGCUAGUUAGCUUAGCCAGCUAUGACUUAGCAAUAUCAAACAGGCUAAACUAGCUAACUCCACGGAAGAGUUGCGAUACUUGGCAACCCAUUAGUCUGAUACUAGCUAGCAAUACAGUCAAAUGUUUUCUGUAUAAUUUGUGGUACAAUGUUAGCUAGCUAUCUAUCUGGUGAUUUUGAUAGGCAUCUACAAUGUACUUCCAUGUGAAGGGGACACAUACAUCUCUUUUAGCUAGCUAGCUCUGGGGUGUAUUCAUUCCGCCAAACAGUUGCAAACUAAAACGAUCGUUUCUAUUGGACAAAGUCAGGGGUGUAUUCAUUACGCACAUUCUGUUAAAAACAUUUCGUCUGUUCCAAAACGUGUAACAGACACAGUUUACUUAAAACGGAAAACGCAAAGAAGAGUUUCAAUUGGACAAAUUCAUGUAGGCCCCUCCCCGGUUGUUCUGUUUGCUUCCGGUUUUGCGUAAUGAAUGCACUCCAGGGAGGCCUGUUAAGUUUGCUUCCGUUUAAGAAACGUUUUGCAACAGAAAAGCCUGAAUGAAUACACCCCUGGUGAAGAACCUUAGAAUAGUAGUUUACCUAGCUACUAUUUUAGCUUUAGUUAAUCCAUGUGUAUGGUUUACAACUUUUGAGUUACAGUUUUGUUCAUAACAGCCCAUUUUGAUGAUCGCUAACGUCAAACUAAACUUCCAGUUUAGGCGACAAUACCAGCUUCCCAAUGACACUCCUUCUCUCCCCAGGUGUCGACCCUGUGUCAGAAUAUCCCCUGCUUUCAACAUGUUGAGUAACAAGUACCCACAUGUGAUUUUUCUUGAAGUAGAUGUACAUGUCUGUCAGGUGAGGUUCUUUUUGCGUAAAGAGUUUUAAUAAUACAGCCUACCCUAUCGUAAUCAAAACACCAGGUACUCCAUUGUUCAUGUUGUCAUAGGAGACGUUGUAAACAAUACAUUAUUUAUUUAAACAUGUCAACAUCCUCUCAUGUAAUUCAUUGAGCAAUACAGAUACAUACAUCUGGUAUGUGUGGGUAGGCAUGUGACUUCAAAGUCAAUCUCCCUCUUUUCUCUCUCAGGCAACGGCUGCCGCUAACAACAUCUCUGCAACGCCAACAUUUUUGUUUUUCCGUAACAAAGUGCGCAUUGACCAGUAUCAGGGUGCAGAUGCCUCGGGUCUAGAGGAGAAGAUCAAGCAGCAUGUAGAAAACGACCCUGGAAGCAACGAGGAUUCCGAUAUUCCCAAGGGAUAUGUGAGUAUAUGA
Molecule: messenger RNA, 1591 nt
Organism: Coregonus sp. 'balchen'
Lineage: Eukaryota; Metazoa; Chordata; Actinopteri; Salmoniformes; Salmonidae
Source: the annotation of a GenBank genome assembly